AUGCCUGUACCAUCAAAGGAAGGCAAAGCAGAGACGUCUUGGAGGGUGGAGCCCACUGGAAGCUCUACGCCCACAGAAGUGGGAGACGAGACCUUCAUAUUAGCGCCAUGGGAGGCACGGAUUCCAUGCGUUAUUGAAGAUGCAGAAGCAGCGCGAGCCUCACAUGACCAGAUUGAGAGGGAACUCCUUGAUUGGGAGUGUGAGCGUACUUUUGACCGGUUGCAGGACGAUCUCCAACAUCUCCAGGAGACCCAGCAACUCCAGGAACACCAAGAUAUCCAACACCCACAGAUUAUCCGACAGCCCUCAGAUGCCAACAGCCCUCCGACGGUCUCGUUCUUCACCGAUGGUGGUGGCUACGAAGGCCAUGUGGGUGCCUCCGCGGUUGCCCCGCGCGCAGGCAUCUUUGAACGAAGACAUCUCGGUUCCAUGGAGGAGUCAUGA
This is a messenger RNA of Penicillium argentinense, 444 nucleotides long. RefSeq lists its product as uncharacterized. Lineage: Eukaryota; Fungi; Ascomycota; Eurotiomycetes; Eurotiales; Aspergillaceae. The record is from RefSeq and is a predicted model, not a curated record. The transcript is spliced from 2 exons. Bases 1 to 444 code for a protein of 147 amino acids.